Molecule: messenger RNA, 3314 nt
Organism: Linderina pennispora
Lineage: Eukaryota; Fungi; Kickxellomycota; Kickxellomycetes; Kickxellales; Kickxellaceae
Exons: 5
Coding region: 63-3314 (1083 amino acids)
Biological process (GO): proteolysis
Molecular function (GO): metalloexopeptidase activity
Source: RefSeq, a predicted model, not a curated record
GCACUUUUCUGUAUUCUAACCUCAGCCUUUCCCCUUACCUAAAUAUUAUUGUUUUAUUCGAAAUGGACUCGCUCCAAGUUCCUCGGGUGAGCCAUGCACGGCCGCGCGAGGCCGACAAAAAGCUGCGUGAGACUUCUCCAUGGUGGACAGCAACGGCGGCGAUAUUCGUGCAGCUGGCUGGGUUCGCCAUGCUUCUGCUGUUUCUGACCAACUCGCUGGUGGUAUCAACACCGUCCAGCUGGAUACUCGGCCGCGACUACUCCACCUCCGACUACGCCGAGGGCGCACGCGUCGAGCGGGCCAUGGCCAAUGUUUCGGCAGUAGCGGCAGCAGGCUAUACAAAGGCAGGCAGACUUGACCGCCGCCUGGUAUUUGACGUGGAGCGCGCGCUGGACGACCUGGAGGAAAUCACCAAGACCCCGCAUUCGCUCAACGACAAGCGCAGUCUGGUUGUGCGCGACUACCUGCGCAAAACUAUUAGCCAGAUCAUCCAGGACUCGAACGCCGAAUUCUAUGACCCUGGUGGUGAAUGGCACAACCGCAGAGACAGCUCGCUGAUCGUGCGUGUGCCGGGAACCAGCGACGAGAAAGAAGCCGUGCUUGUUGAGGCCCACUAUGAUGCAGUGCCAAUUAGCUACGGUGCCUACGACGAUGGCGUAGGCGUGGUAGUUUGUCUGGAGCUGCUUCGCAACGUUGUGCGGUAUCCGGUCCGCCACCCCGUGGUCAUCAACAUUGACUGGGGAGAGGAGGAUGGACUGUUCGGUGCCCAGUUGUUUGCCCGCUUCCACCCGUGGGCCGAAGACGUCCGCGGGUACCUGAACCUCGAAGCCGGCGGUGUGGGUGGCCGUGCAGUUGUGUUCAGAGCAUCGCACCAGAAGCUGCUAGAGGCGUACCAGCGCGCUGUCGACAAACCGUCGGCCUCGUUGAUUGGAAAUGACGCCCUGAAGCUUGGCAUUGUCAAGUCUGACACUGACUUCAGUGUCUUUACGACAAAAUACGGCAUCCCUGGCAUUGACAUUGCCUUCGCCGAUCACCGCAACUUUUACCACUCGGAGCGCGACAACUUCCACCAGUCGACCUCUGCCAGCGUCUUGAGCAUGGGCGCCGUGUCGCUGAGCACGCUGCGUGAAAUCGCAGACUCACCCGACAUCCUCAAGUCAAUUCCACGCUCAUCGCUGCUGCCAGCCCGGCCUGUUGCCAAGAAUGCCAGCCAGCUGAGUGCAGCAGUGGAGCCAGCAGGCGAAGAACAGAUUGUCAUUGAGAACCUACAGCAUGUGGUGGUCAGACACAACCCAGUCGUAUACAAUGCCAUUAACAGCGCUGUGUUCUAUGAUAUCCUCAACCGCUUCAUGUUCGUGCGCUCGUACGGAUACGAGUUGGCACUCAACAUCAGCAUUGGCAUCCUAGGUGUUCUGGCCGUCAUUGCUGCGCAAUAUCCGUUUGUGCGGCCGGUUGCUGGAGUCAGCGCUGAGGAGAUGUCCGACCUUCAUGUCGGCAAGCGUCUUUGGCUGCAAUGCAGGCGGAGCGGGUUCGUUGGUGGCCUGCUUGAGGGCUUCGGGGUGCUCCUGGCCAGCUGCAUCUCCAGCCUAGCAGGAUCGCUGAUCUUUACCGGUCUAAUGGUCUCUCUGGUGGUUCCGCGUCUGGUCUACACGCAUGUCUUUCUGCAGGUGAUGCUGCAGUUUUCGGCUGCUGCACUUUCGAUCAUGUGUGUGCUGACUGCGUGGGUGCGCCGCUCGCGGCUGCGCGACAUUGAGCAUAUGGUGUGGUACUCACACGGCCUGCUGCGCUCGGCAGUGCUGCUGUUUGUGGUUGCCCCCUUGAACGCCCACGAAAUCGGGCUGAUGUACCGCGAGCAGUGGUAUGCAAUUGCGGCGCUUAUAUCGACUGGUUGCACGGCCGUGCUCGAUGACUCUACCGGAAUCGGCAAGCUGUGGAGGGCUCGUCUUGCAGCAGCCACUGGAGAUAGCAUCACCCAGUCUUUGGCUGACCGCCAGAGCGACGAGCAUGCUGAGCGGCUGUUGACCCGUGCGAGCAGCAACACCAGCAUCAGCCAGACCGUGCCGGGAACUCCUCGCAACAACCCCACCACAUACAUUGCCAUAACACAGCACAUAUUCUCUGGCAUGCGCUUCAUUCUUGGUGUGCUGGCACCGCUGGUCAUUGGCUCCGACACCCUGCUGCGUCAGCUCGUGAUUCUCAAGGACCAGAUCCCUGACGGAUCCCCGCCAAUUGCCUGCUUGGCCAUCGCAGCGCUGGAUAUCACGACGUUCCUCAUCUUCAUGGCUCCCUAUGCGCUCAACACCAUGAUCGACCUGGACCGCUACUGGCUGAUCCACUACGUCAGCGAUCAAUCCACCACCGCUCUCCAAAAGCUGUGGUCCUCUGGAUCGACACGUGCCCUGGAGGUCCUGUCAUCGGCAAGAUCCCAGAUCUCGCUGCAUACGAAUCGCGCAGAGUCCCAGCGUGAUAUCGACGAGGAAUCGCAAGGGAUUAUGUCGCCGCGUCCCGAGUCAAUCGACGACGACAAUAUUCGCAUCCUGGUCUCCGGCAACGAGCGUCCAUCGAAUGGCACCGAGGAGGAGCGGGCAGCAGCCCAGAGUGGCUCAAACAGCGUUCGCUCAAGCAUAGAAUCAGGCGAUGACGAGCUGGGUCGUCGCCCGCUCGGCCAACUGUACAAGAAACGCGAGGCCCCCGAGACCUAUUGGUCUGCGUAUGAUCUACGCCUGGACCGCUGCCUGGAUUUUGCUGGCUAUGACAAAAACACCAACCCACUAAAGGUGCGGGUGUUCCAGUCCACCCAGGUGUCAACACAGUGUGCCGACGGCUGCGUCAGGAGUUCGCUCAGCCUGACCUCACCCGACAGCAGCGGCCUGGCCCGGGUCGUCCGCAGCACGGCGCCUGCCCAUGUCACACCUGUGUGCUUCACGAAGAGCGCAGCUGAUAUGUACCAGUGCAAGCUGCCGUGGGUACCUCCUGCGGAUGGCACAUGGAACCCAGUCACUGCAAUCAACGUCACUAGCGUCCAGCGCUCUGCGUCUUCUACUGAGCACGGCACACUGUUUACUGUCGAUGUGCGCUUUACUGCGCCUGAAUCGCGCACAUGCUACAUUGACUUUGGCAAGCACCGCGGGUUCUCGCCCAAGCAUAUCCAAACCCUGAUUAGUCGCGUUGUGCUGCCAGUGCUGGAGCGUGCUGGGUUUGGCGUCAAGCCGCUGAUCACUGGGCCGCUCAUCGACAGGGAUCCGAUCUUUGCCAGUCGAAUCUACGCCCACCGUCGUUCGUUCGAUGGCGACCUUCUGUGCUGGUCGAGCUGA